Molecule: messenger RNA, 336 nt
Organism: Rhododendron vialii
Lineage: Eukaryota; Viridiplantae; Streptophyta; Magnoliopsida; Ericales; Ericaceae
Exons: 1
Coding region: 1-336 (111 amino acids)
Source: RefSeq, a predicted model, not a curated record
AUGAAACACGCUUCUGCUCGUAAUGUGGUUGAGAGAACAUUUGGCAUUCUUAAAGCGAGAUGGGCAAUUUUGAGGUCUCAUUCUUACUUUCCUAUCCGGACUCAAUGUCGUAUAAUCACUGCAUGUUGCCUUCUCCACAACUUCAUAACAUGCGAAAUGCCCAAUGAUCCAUUUGCACAAGUAAAUGAUAACCAACAAGAGGCACAUGAAACCGAAGAAGAUGAGUUCAUUGAUGUUGUGGAAGCCAUCAACCAAUGGAGUGAAUGGAGGACCACAUUGGCCACUCAGAUGUUUAAUGAGUGGCAGGCCAAUAGGGCUCAUGGGAAUUUUACUUAG